GGUAGUCAACAAGUUCAUUGAAAGUUUUCUAUAGUGCUUAUAUCUUUUCGUAACACACGUACAUGAAAUGUUUUGGAUUGAAAUGAAGUUUCUCACAUAAUUGUAGGCAUGGCAUGUUGUAGGAAAAACUUUGGUGAAGGCGACACAGAGGAUACUUCCUGGAAAUACACGGUUAAAACCAAAGACGGCGACAUCCAGUCUGCUCACAUGUCAGGCAAAUAAAAUGAGUUUCGUUGUUAUCCACACGAUUUGUAAAAGAUUUGCACCUGUGAUUGCACCAAGCACAAGUCGAGGUGUACAUUGUCAAGCUACUGGCUCGACGGAGAACUCAGUGUGCAAAACGGCGCAAGAACGACUGAUGGCAGAAACAGCCACGCUCUAUGUUCACUGGCCUUACUGUGAAAAAAGAUGUACCUAUUGUAACUUCAACAAAUACAUCAGUAACUCUGUGGAUGAGGGAAGAAUGGAGAGAUGUCUGAAGAAGGAAGCAGAAACUCUUAUAACAAUGAGUGGUGUGAAAAGAAUUGGCUCUGUAUUCUUUGGGGGAGGUACCCCCAGCCUCGCCCCUGCCAGCACUCUGAACAGUGUCUUGGAGACCAUUAGUAAGCAUGCUUACCUUCCUAAAGAUGCUGAGGUAACUAUUGAAGUUAAUCCCACUCGUGCAGCAUCUCCAAAACUCAGGGACUUCCGACACGCAGGGGUUAAUAGGAUCUCAAUUGGGGUUCAGACAGCACUCUGUGGCUUGGUGUUUUGUAACUCCAGGUGUAUAGAACUUGGCAAACAACUAUUUCCGGGAAGGUUGUCCGUGGAUAUGAUUUUUGGUCGUCCUUCACAAACAGUUCAGCAGUGGAUGGAUGAGCUUCAUCAGAUACUCCCCCUGUUAGGAGGUCAUAUUUCUUUGUACCAGUUAACACUGGAAAGAGGAACAAAGUUGUUUAAGCAAGUUGGCAGAGGAAAAUAUUCUCUUCCAGAUGAAGAUACCUUAUUAGAGAUGUACACAAGUGCUGUCCAAAUUUUACAAAACCAUGGGUUGUUCAGAUAUGAAGUAUCAAACUUUGCGUCACAUGGUUGUGAGAGUUUGCAUAACAAAAACUACUGGGAGGGAGGACAGUAUAUCGGAGUGGGACCAGGUGCACAUGGUAGAUUUAUGCCUCAAGGGGAGACAAUCCGGCAAGCCCGCAUACAAACUCUGGAGCCUGACAGUUGGAUGUAUGAGGUGGAACACAAAGGUCAUGCCACAAGAAAAGCAGUUCCAUUAAACCGGCUUAACAUUCUUGAGGAAUUGCUUAUGACAGGGUUACGCACAACGGAGGGAAUCCCACAUCAACAUUGGACUAGUGUAUCACAAGGAUCAUCUAACCUGUGGGAUUUGUGCCAGGUGUGUACAGGUGUUCAGGACCUCCUUACUGCUGAGCUGCUUAUGCUGGACUCGCUUGGCUUAAGAGCUACAUCCCAAGGUUUACUAAUUCUGGACAGUUUGCUGCCGCUGUUAGUCAGCUGUUUGCAAGAUUAUUAUUCUGGACACAAACGAGAGAAAGAAUAAUUAGACACCGAGAGAAAAAAUCUGUGUGAUCAGGUCAUCUUCUGGAAGUGAGAUGUCAGACUACACUUGUGUGCCCAGAUCACCUUUGGAGAGGGAAAUGUCAGCUAGACUACACCUGUGUGCACAGGUAGUCAGAUUUCAGUGUGUGAUCAGGUCAUCUUCAGGCAGUGAGGUGUCACUCAUACUACACCUGAGUUAUCAGAUCCCCUUCAGGAAGUGAGAUAUCAGUAAGACUACACCUGUGUGCUCAGAUCACCUUCAGGAAGGUAGAUGUCAGUGAAACUACAGCUCUGUGAUCAGAUCACCCUCAGGGAGGGAGAUGUCAGUGAGACUACACCUGUGUGCCCAGAUCACUUCAGGAAGGUAGAUGUCAGUGAAACUACAGCUCUGUGAUCAGAUCACCCUCAGGGAGGGAG
This is a messenger RNA of Liolophura sinensis, 1959 nucleotides long. Its product is annotated as radical S-adenosyl methionine domain-containing protein 1, mitochondrial-like. The record is from RefSeq and is a predicted model, not a curated record. Gene Ontology annotation, cellular component: cytoplasm; mitochondrion. NCBI's taxonomy places the organism in Eukaryota, Metazoa, Mollusca, Polyplacophora, Chitonida, Chitonidae. Gene Ontology annotation, molecular function: 4 iron, 4 sulfur cluster binding; coproporphyrinogen oxidase activity. Bases 224 to 1543 code for a protein of 439 amino acids. Gene Ontology annotation, biological process: porphyrin-containing compound biosynthetic process. The transcript has 14 exons.